Closterium sp. Yama58-4 is the source of this 12555-nucleotide messenger RNA. NCBI's taxonomy places the organism in Eukaryota, Viridiplantae, Streptophyta, Zygnematophyceae, Desmidiales, Closteriaceae. The record is from the annotation of a GenBank genome assembly.
GCCCUGAAAGCAGGAGACUGGGUGCUGCUAGACGAGUUGAAUCUGGCGUCUCAGUCCAUCCUAGAAGGUCUCAACAGCUGUCUGGACCACCGAGCAGACGUCUUUCUGCCCGACCUCAACCGCACCUUCCACUGCCCGCCCUCCUUCCGCAUCUUCGCCGCUCAGAACCCCCUGCAGCAGGGGGGUGGGCGGAAAGGCCUCCCUAAGUCCUUUCUCAAUCGCUUCUCCAAGGUGUACGUGCAAGCUCUGGAGUCGGACGAUUUCAUCUUCAUCGCAUCAGCGCUCUUCCCAUCAGUGCCCCGCCCUCUCCUCCACAAAAUGGUCGACUUCAACACUCAGUUGCGCACGCACGCCCUCUCCCGCACCUCCUCCUUUGGCAUGGCCGCUAGUGGCGCCGGGGGUCCCCUCUGGGAGUUCAACCUGAGGGAUCGGGAUGGCAGGCGGCAACUGGGGGAGGUGGAGAGGCGCGUGGAGGGUCUUGUGAGGGAGGUGGCUGCUGCUGUGCUUGCUAGCGGUGCUGGUAGUGGUGCUGCUGGUGAUGGUGGUGGUGGUGGUGGUGGUGGUGGUGGCGAGAUGGUGAAUGAGGUGGGGGUAUUGACCAGUGAAUGGUGGCAAUACUGGCAGCAGGCGAAGGAAAGAGAUGGGCUGAACCUGGGUAAGACAGACAAGGCCGAAGGAGGAGAGGAAGGGGGGAGUGAGGGCGGAGGAGGGAGAGGUGAGAGCAGUGCUGGUGGUGCUGCUUGUGAUGCAAGUGGUAUGGCUCUUCAGGCUAGGGAUACGCUUGCUGCACAGCUGGCGCAGUUUGAUUGGCUGCUGAGGAUAGUUGCGGACAGCCUAGCAGGGGCAGUGAGAGAGGCGCGGGGGGUGUGCGAGGAGGAGGGCAUGGCACGGGCAGCAGGGCACUUUGAGUGGGUGGAGGGGCCGCUGGUGGAGGCAGUGGUGCAGGGCGACUGGGCUGUGCUCGAUAAUGCCAACUUCUGCAACCCCUCGGUGAGUCUAUCCGUGACGUCCACACUGCACACCAUGCCCUCUCGCCUGCAUGCUGACAUCUCCCCACUCAUCGCAAUCCUAGGCCAGCUCACCUCCUCAGAGCUUCUCGGCCAAUGGGACAGAAUCCUCUCCCGGCAAGAUCUUCCAAUCGGCACGCGCCACGUGGCGGCGCGUGACUGGGCCUUGCAGCUGCCGGCACAGGUGCGACUAUGGCUGCCUGAGUCCUGUCUAGCUGUGCUAUCUCAACAGUCUCAACAGGGCAAGGACCGAGAAGAAGAAGGAGAAGAAGAAGCUAGCGCUAUGGUGACUGCAGCAGGAGUGUCAGCAGCGCGGGCACAUGCACGGGGAGCGGUGCUGCUGCGUCUGCUGCUAGAGCUGUUUCUAGACCGGAGUAUGUCACUCGAAGACCUGACUCUCCGCCUGUCUCUCGCCCGCUCACACGCCUCUGGCCCUGCUGCUGCUGCUACUGGCACCACCAACGCUGCAACAGCAGCAUGUGCAGAGCUCAACCGGUUAAUCGACUCCCUCUCUCCCUUACCACUACACCGCUGCCUUUCCGACCUCUCAUCCACACGCUCAGCGCUGCUCCAUGCUCUCUCUGUGCCUGCACCCAUCGCUGCCUCUUUCCCUCUGGAUGUAUCUGUUUCUCCUCAAGUGGCCGCUCUGGUAGCUGAUGCCUCUAGCACCGCUCUACACAGUGUGCCUGGGAGGUUUGGGAGUGGAGAGGACGAGGGUGUGCGUUCAGGAGGCGACGCUAUGCAGAUGGAUGGUGAAAUAGGAGUGUCGCCUGCAGUGCUGUGGCGCAAUGCGUCUGCAGCAGCCAAUAGAAUGAGAGCGCUCCGCCGGUGCUUGCUACAGUGGUCGCUAGAGGACGAAAUGAGCCAGAGGGCGCUGCUAGCUCAGGAAGCUUCCGCGCAGUCCACUGCGUUUGGCUGCUCCCUCCUGCACUUCUCCGGCGUGCCUGAACUGCAGCAGAGAGCCAACCAGAUUCUAGCAGCAUCAGCCACAGCGGCAACAACCAGUGCGAGCGGAGGAGGGGAUGGAAGGUCAAGGGGUCUGCUGCUAGUGGCUCCUUUCCUCUCUGCUCUCCGCCAGGUGGAAACAGCACUGCUGGAUUGCCCUCCCCCGCUCGCUCAUGCGCUGUGGGCUGCGGUGGCGGCGAACGGACAGGGACUAGAGGAAGUGGGAAAAUCAAAGGGGGUGGAGGGAGAGGAGGCGUUUGUAUCCGCGUUUGGAGUGGUGAUGGAGUGGCAUGAGUCGCUGUGGGAGUGUGUACGGGUGCUGCAGACAGCAGUUCCGUUUGACCGCUUUGUCUUUGUGUGGCACAAGCUGUGCUCCGCUGCUCUUCGCAUGGCCAAGGCUGCAGCUAGAGCAGCAGCAGCAGCAGUAUAUGGAAAGUCAGAUGAAGAGCUAGCAGCUGUGCGGGCUGUUGAAACGGCGUGGCGGCAGCUAUGCACCACCAUGGCAUCCCUCAACAAUGCCUUCUCUUCCCCCAUCGCCCCACAACAAGCAACCCUUGCCACCACAGCCACAACCACCGCUGCCACUGGUUCUCACCCUCACCCCGUUCUCCUCGCGUCCCUGCUCGCUCAACAAACCAUGUCAGCAACAGGCAGUGCAGAGCAGGACAGGGUGGGGAAGAGGUCGCUGUGGAAGGAGGCAGGGCACUCCCUGCUGCCUGCGUCAUUAGCAGUGCUGCAAAAGGAUGCGGCGCUUGCUGCUCUGGUGGAUUCGUGGGUGCUUGCUCCUGCGCCCACAGCAGGAACAGGGCACGGGGAGGCGGAGAGCUUCAAGGCCGAUGACCAAUGGGAGUCUGCCACGUGGCCCAUGGCUGUGGACCCGUCCUUGCGGCGCAGAGCGGUGGAGGCGCUAGGGCUGCUGCGACAAAUCACAAUGCGACAGCGAGGCAUGGCCACACAUGCUGGCAGAGGCACGCACAGCAGCAGUGGCAGUCCAGAUGAUGCGGAUACAACGGCGGCUGAUCUCAUGAUGGCACUGCAAGGCGAAGCACAGCAAGCCAGGGCCAUUGCCUGUCACCCCCUGGGCCCCUGUGAUCUCAUUCCCACCCUCCCUCGCACCACCACCACCACCACCACCGCCGCCGCCACAGCCACAGCCACAGCAGCUGCUGCUUCCCUUUCAGAUCUAUCAAUCGACGAGCCAGCAGCCUUCUCCCCACCUCCUCCUGCGCGUCUCUUCUCAAGCGCUCUUAUGAGAUGGCCUGGGGUGCGCCAGCUGUGGCUGGCGAUGCUGCCUCUCCUCUCCACCUCCUCCCAUCUCCUUGCUUCCUCGCUUGUGGCUCGGCUGGCGCCCCUGCUGCUUCCGGGGACAGAUGGCAAGCUGUCGCUGGUGGCCCUGAGCAAGGCGUCCUCAUCUGCAGCAAUCACCUCUCUCUUCCGAAGGCUCCUUCUCGAGUCCUCCCGCGCUCCCACCCAGCUGCUUCCAUUCCAGCAGCUGCUCUGGAUCCAAAGAGUCCCGCCCACCUCCUUCCUUCCAGACGAGCUUGCCCUCGCGCUGCGCUGCCUGCUGCACGACCUGCAACUGCGCCUGCUCGAGAGCCAAUGGGAGUCCGCCACCUGGCGCCUGCCGCUGCUGCCAUUGGGGAAGCGGUCGGGCAAGGGUGCUGACGCGGCAUCAGCUGCAGCAGAGCCCCUCGCAUGGACAGCCACAUCAGGUUCUGCUCGCUUCUUCCAGGCCUCGCUCUCCCUGCUCUCCGCCUCCCUCAUAGCGGACAUGGGGGGAGCAGCAGGGGGGCCAUGGGGGGGCGGGGGUGCGACAGUGGCGGAUUGUCAGGUGCAGCGGGGGCAGCUUCUGCUGGCGGCGGCUGGAGUGGGGGCGCUCUGCAGUGCUCCUGCCUCCCCUCGCCUAGACCAGCACGUUACCCUUGCUGUGGCGGCGCUUUCUCAGAUCAUAGCAGCCCAUACUGCCUGCUUCCCAGAGUCCCUCCGUUCAUCGCUCUCUCACCAGCUUUCCUCCGUCACAAAUAAGGGCCACAAGCUCACGGCACAAGACAUGGAGCCUCUCCAGCGUCUCCUCUCCUCCACCUGCCCGCACCCUCUCGCCCUCUUCUCCUCCCACCUGCUGCUGCCCGCGCUCUCCUCCCUCACCGAUGCUCUCCGCGCCAGGGAGAUGCCACGCACACAGGGGCUGCUUCAGCCCGAUUCCUCAGAGGCUCUAGCCCAUCUGGGCAGCGCCUGGCUGCGAGUGGGCUGUCUGCGCCUGCACCUCCUCCUUCCCCCAGGGGGAGUAGACCCCACAUCUAAGUACCGCCAUGCACUCUCGCACCUGGAGCAGCAGCACACCGACCUCACGCUUCAACUCAAGCUGCACGAGUGGCUGGCAGCAGUGGGCACGGACGGCAUCACACACCACCAGCGGGCAGCGCACGCCAUUGCCCUGCAGCUGGAGGAGGUUUCCAGGAAGCUGUGGGCUGCACGUGCCAAGUCCGUGGCUCGCCCCGAGCCCUCGCCCUACCCGGCCUUCUUCCAGGAGGUUUCGCGCUUCCUCACAUGGACGGCAGGCGUGGAGCGUGUGAGCGGCAUCGUUCGGCAGUGCAUGGCGGUGGUGGCUGCUGGUUUGGGCGUGCAAGUGAACGCACCUGUGCGAGUUUCCGACUUGGACCUGGCGAAUCUGCUGUCUCAUGUGUCUGCCUGGAAGUCGUCAGUGGCAGCGUUCGCGCAGCGCUUGCCGCGCAGCUUCCCGCUGCUGAGGGACGUGGUGCAGCCGUGUCAGCUGGCAGCAUACGAGAUGGUGCACGGCGCAUCGCUGCUGCUCUGCUCUGCUCUCGCCUCCGCCCUUCAAACAACCGAUGGCGCCCUCACGGCUGUCACCAAGUCUCUCCUCUCCUUUCCUCGAGCCGUUACCAUCCCCACUCAAACUCAACCACCCACACUGACCCCAACCACAAACGCCACCAGCAUCAUCAUCAGCAAUAAAAUAGACCAGCCAGCAGCAGCAACAGCAGCAGCAGCUGUUGUUUCCUCCUCCCGUGCGGCUCUAUUUCUGCACAAGGACGUGUUUGCAGCUCUGCAUGCCCGUGCCAGCAGGUUGAGCGGAGGCAGCAGCAACCAGGAGAAGGAGGUGACAGCAUCAGUUGCAGUGGUGUCGCUGCUGCGUGCAGCACUCUUUGCAGUAAAGGACGACGUCACUCCAGCCGCACUCUACUCUCCAACCACAGGCCCAGAGGCCCUACAAGUCCUAGAGCAAUCCUUCGCAGCAUUCGUAGACAUCUGGUCUGAAAUGCGAGACAAGGAGCGGCAGCAGCAGGCAGAGGCGGAGCAGCUGUACAAGCAGCGCAGCAGCAGCACCACGAGCACGCUGGAGCUAGAGGAGGAUGAUGCGGAGGCGGAGGAGGAGGAGUACCGGGCCAUGUUCCCCUCGCUCUCUGACCACUUCGCUGAUUUGGACGUGAAGGAGCAUGUUCAUGCUGACGAGGACGAUGCUCGGGCAGCGCAGGCCAAGAAGCAGGAGGAGCGGGAGCGGCAGGAGAAGGAAGAGGAGGAGGAGGAGAGCAGGGGCGGGAAGGGCAUAGCAAUAGUAUGGAGGGCGCUCAAGGAGGAGGGCGGGCUCACAUCAGAGCUGGUGGACCUGCACUGCCGCCUCUUCUCACCUUCAGAGGAUCUCACACCGCACACUUGUGCCACUCCUCCUGCGCUUCCCUGCGCUGGCUUCACGGCUGCGUAUGACACUGCUACUCACAUCCUCAGAGUCACGGGUGGGAUUCUCCCGUGCUCAGUGGACGAGGCAACAUCCGAGGCCCACUUCUUCCGCCUCUGCUCCGCUGCUAACGAGCUCUCCACAGCUCCCACCACCGCUACAAGCACACCUGCUUCUGUCACACCUGCACCGGGGGCAGCAGAGCAACGGGCCAUUCCAGUCGACCUCAGAAAGGUGGCAGCACCAUCAGAGCUGGCGCUCAUGCUGCCGCCGCUGCAAGCGCUCUUACAGCGCCUGCAGCAGCUGCUGGAGGAGUGGCCCGACAACCCCCUCCUCACCACCCUCGUGCAGAUCGCCGCUCGCCUGCUCGCCCUCCCCCACACCACACCUCCCCUCAAGGCAUUGGUUGGAAUGGAGCUGCUAUUAACCAAGGCACAGAUAUGGCAGGAGCAUGCAGCAGCCCGGGUCUCCAUAGCACCGGAGCUAGCAGGAGUAUCGCGAGUGGUGAAGCGGUGGCGCAUGAAGGAGCUGGCGUCCUGGCCUGCCCUGCUGGAUGCCCGCUCACGCAAGCACACCGCCGCUGCUGACAAGCUCUGGUUCGUGCUCUACGACCUCCUCAUCCAGCCCUUCUCACAACCCGAACCACAAGAAACACCCGACGAGAAAGACGCAGCUAACAAUGAAGCUGCAGCGGAGGCAAGCAUGCCAAUGGAUGGUGUGAAGAGCGAGGGCACGGGUGGUGCAGGCACGAGCAGUGGCAAGGACGGGCAGAAGAUAGACCGUAUCGCUGAGGUGGCACGAAGUCUAGAGGACUUCAUCCGCUCGUCCCCUAUUGGCGAAUUCCCCCGCCGCCUGCAGAUGCUGCGCGCCUUCCGCUCCCACCUCCUCGCCACUCUCUCCGCCUCAUCCACUACCACCUCUUCUUCCUCCUCCUCCCCUUCCCCUACUGCUGCCCCUGCCCCUGCUGCUGCUGGUGCUGAGAGUGCUGGGAAUGGUGAUGAGGGGACAGCAGUACCAGCAGCAGCACAUGCAGAAGAGGAGAGAGUGAAGGAGAAGCAGCAGCUCAUAGCUGUUCUCUACAACCUCCACAGCUACUUUGCACAGUACCUCGCACCGAUAACGUCGGCCAUGCGAGCAGCCCGCCGUCCCCUGGAGGUGGAGCUGCAGCAGCUGGUGGUGCUGACGCGGUGGGACGACCGGUCGUACCAUGCUCUCUCCAUGGCCUCCGAAAAGGCCCACCGCAAGCUCGUGAAGCUGUCCAGGAAGUGGGAUCACUUCCUCAAGCGGCCUGUGGUGCACACGCUAGCAGCAUCCUCUGCUCGCAUCGGACUGCCAGAGCUCACAGCCGUGCACACAGACCAAGGCAACGACGCAGCAGCAGCAGCUGCAGCAGCUGCAGCAGGGGGCGUGGGGGGGGCAGGCGGGGUGGGAGAGGCAACAGGGGCGGGAGUGGGAAGUGGUGCGCUGCAAGGUGCGGCUGUGAUGGCGGCAGUGGCAGCGGCGGCUAGUGCGGGGAAGAGCAAGGCGCAGCGCGUUAGGCGGAGGCGAUUCCAGAGGAAGAAGGCUGCUGCUGAGGCUACCAGGCCACCAAGCUUCGAGUCUAUCUCUUCUGAUCUGACUGGCUACGUGGCGGCUCAAGCACCUCUGCUCGCCCUGCCUCCCAUCUCUCCUCACGCCCUUUCCUCAUCUGAGCCUGCUGCACCUGUCCAACCACAGCCAGCUUCAGGAGUGCCACAGCAGCUUCCCAUAUCCGCCCUGGCCUCUCGAGCCGCCUCUCUUCUCUCCACUGCCCUCUCCUCCCCAUCCCUCCCUCAUUCCAACGAGCCUGCUGCUGGUGCUGACACUCCUGCUGCUUCUGGUGCUGCUGCCGCCGUCACCAGUGCUACCGGUGGUGAUGGUGAGAGCAGGUCUCCUCUUCCUGCCGGCACAGCAGCAGCAGACAUGGAAGCAGCAGAAACGGUAGAAGAUCUAUCUGUCACAGUCAUCUCUCGCUGCUUUGAGCUGAGAGCACUGGGGGAGAAGACACUGAAAGGCCUUGGUGUUAGCUCCAGGCGCACUGCUGUGCCUGAGCACCAACGCAAACCAGACUCGUGGUUCCGCCAGCAACCAACGGACGUGGAUCACCUUCUACAGCUCAUAGCCUCACUGCAACAACAAGACCCGCACCAGCCACAGCACCAGCAGCAGCGACAGCAACAGCUGCAGAAGAGCGAGCAGCCUGGGAAGGACAGCAAGCUUCUGGCCACGUCAGCAAACCCGCUGAGGGUGCGCCAGCUGGCGGAGGCAGGGGUGGCGACGUGGCAGCGUGCGAGUGGGUACUACUUUGGCAACAUGGCGCGGCUGCAGCGCGUGUGGCAGGCCGGCCAAUCGUUCCACAAGGACCUCACUCUCAGAGAGGUGGGUGAAUGCAUUACCGUGGUGACGAUAGCCACGCGCAUGCUGGAGCAUCUGCUCUUCCUGCAAACCUCUCAGCGGGCCACAGCGCAGGCAGCAGCCUUGAGCAUCACUCGCCUUGCUUCUGCUGCCUCCACCUUCGCUGCUCUUGAAGCGGAUGAUGGUGCUGCUGGUGCGGAUUCCCUCACGCGAUGGGUGCCUGGAUGGAGGGUUCUGCGAGAGGCCUUUAUCAAGGCAAGUGGUGUGGCACUUCAAUGCAAGCAGAUCCUGAGCCCGUUUUCCUCGACCCCAGCACGACCAGAAGAACAACCAACACCAGGAAACCACUCCACACCACCUUCCACCGAAGCAUCUCCCACUCAAACCGAGAACACCACUGCUCCUUCCCACGCUGCCGAUCUGACUCCUGAGUUUGCAGCCAGCUUGACUGCCUUCCACUCUGCAUAUGACACAGCGCUGACCCAGGUGCUACUGGGGGUGCAGUCCCUCUCUCGCUCUGCAAAGCAAAGUGCCCAGGCCCAUGCACGGACUGCUGCAGAAGGGAAAGGAGAGGAGAAAGAGGCAGGGGCAGGGGAGGAAGGGCGAGAGGGAGAGGAGGAGGUGGUGGAGGAAGGGAAGGAGGGUGAAGGUUUGGGUGAGGAUGGCGGUGGGGAGUUGGAAGGGGUGGAGGGGAGUAUUGUGGGGUGGAGCAAGGAGGCGGAGCGGCGGCUGCUGGUGGCCAAGCUGACCCACGUGCUGGCAAACCUCUUCACCGCUCUGUUUGUGGAGGGCUUCUGCACGCCUAAGGACGCGCAGGAGGAGGAGGCGGGCAAGGGCGCGGGGAAGUUUGAGGAGGAGGAGGGCACGGGCAUGGGCGAGGGGCAGGGCAAGAAGGACGUGAGCGAUGAGAUCGAGGACGAGAACCAGCUGAUGGGCACGCAGGACGAGAAGCAGGAGGAAGGGGAGAAGGGCAAGGACGACAAACUACCCAAGGGAAUAGAAAUGCAGCAAGACUUUGAUGGAGAUAUGCAUGAUAUAAGUGAGGAUGAGGAGGAGGAUCAGGAGAAGGAAGAGGAGGGAGAGGAGGAGCAGCAACUGGAUGAGGAGAUGGGAGAUGUUGGCGAUAAUGCUGAUGUGGUUGAUGAGAAGAUCUGGAAGGGGGAUGAGGAGGAGGAGAAGGAGGGGAAGAGGGAGAAGGAGAAGUUUGAGAAGGAUUCGACGAUUUCGGGGGCGCGGGAGGAGGAUUUGGAGUAUAGGGGGAAGGAUGAGGAGGAGGAUGAGGAGGGAGGGGAGGGAGGGGAGGAUGAUAAGGAGGGUGGGGAGAAGGAUGGUGCGAAGGAGGAGAAGGAGGAGAAGGGGAAGGAGGAUCAGCAGGCGAAGAAGGACGAGAAGGGGAAGAAGCAAGGGGAGGAGGAGGGAGAGGGGGCGGAGGAGGAAGGAGGAGAGGAGGAGGGUGAGGUGAAUGAAUGGCAGGGAGAAGGAGAGGAGGAAGGGGAGGAGAUGGAGGAAUCUCACGGCAUUACACCGAGAAAGGAAGAGGAAGUUCCGGAAUUAGACCUUCCGGAUGAUAUGGAGAUAGACGAAGGGGAGCAGGGUGGGAAGGAGGAGGGAGGGGAGGAGGAAGGGGAGACCGAGGUAGAAGAAGCAAAGGAGGCGAUGGGAUCGCAUGGGAGGCCUCAAGAAGAGGAGGAGGAAGAGGAGGGAGAUGUGAAGGAUGAUGAGUGGGAUGAGAUGGAUGGGGCGAAUGAUGGUGCUAGUGGCGCUGCUGCUGAUGCUGCUGGUGGUGGGGACGAGGAGGGGGCGCAGGAGGAGGGGGAGGAGAAGGGUGAGGGAGAAGGGGAGGGUGAGGAGGAGAAGGAGAGGGAUGGUGAUAUGGAGAAGGAGGAAGGGGAGGAGGGUGAAGAGGAGGGAGAAGAAGGGGAGGUGAAGGAUGAGGAUGGGGAGGAAGGUGAAGAGGAGGGAGCGGAGGAGGGGGAGGAGAAGGAACCGGAGAACAUGGGUACGGGAGCAGAGGCAGCAGUAGCAGAGGAGCAGAUGGAGGAGGAGAAAGAUAUCAAGGGGACUAAAUCAGCUAGAGAUCAGCAACAGGAUGGGAAUGAGCAAGUGGCUGGAGUGAGGGCUGCUGGAACUGCGUCUGUUGAUGUGAUGGGGAUGGAGGAGGAGGAGAAGGAGACGAAGGGGCAAGGGAAGGAGGAGGAGAAGGAGGAGGAGGAGGAGAGGAAGAAGAGUGAGAGGAGUAUGGAGGGUGGGAAGGAGAGGAGGAAGGGGGAGGAGGGAGGGAGGAAGGAGAAGAGGAAGAAGGAGAAGGAAGAGGUGAAUCCGUUGAGAAGCUUGGGGAGUGCUUUAGAGGCUUGGAAAAAGAAGGUGAGUAUUGCAGGAGAUAUGGAGGAGGAGGAAGAGGAGGAGGACGAGAAGGAGGUAGAGGGAGAGAGUGAGAAGGAUAAGGAUGCGGAGGGGGAGGAGUAUGAGUAUGUGAAGGGCGAGGAGGAGGGAACAGGGCAGGCUGCAGGAGCAGCGACGGAGGAGCAGAUGAAAGAGAUGAAAGGGAAGAUGGUGGAUGAAGAGGAGGAGGAAGGUGCAGAAGGGAAUGUGGGAGAUGAGGAGGAAGCGGAGAAGAAAGAAGAGGAGGGUGAGGAGGAAGGCAAGGAUUUGGAGACGGUUACUGCGGGUGGUCAGGGAGGGAAAAACAAGCAGAAACUAAUGAAAGAUGCAGCAGAGGAGGAUGAUGGGGAGGGAGAGGAGGCGGGAGGGGCGAAGGAAGGGGGUGAGGAGGAAGAAGAGGAGGAGGAGUUGGAGGAAGGUGAAGAGAUGGAGGUGGAUGGGGACGCAUCAGGAGCCGUGGAUUCUAGCUUCGUAUCCAUGAGAUGGAAAGAGGAGGCCAAGGAAACGGCCCGCUUGAAAGAGGCUGCCGGGGAGAAGGAAGAGGGAGAAGCGGAAGAGGAAGGAGCAGGAGAGGAGGCGAACGCUGCUGGCGGAGCGAGGGAAAAGGUGUGGACAGAGAUCGAAUUGGAGCGCAUGCGAGCCGAGGUAGAGGCGCAGAUGCAGCGGAUGCGGGAGAGCGAGGAGGGCCGGCAGAAGCUCGAAGCGGCGCGGGACGCGUGGCGGAAAUACGAGCUACUGUGCAGUGGAGCGGCGCAGGAGCUAGCAGAGCAGCUUCGGCUUAUUUUAGAGCCAUCCAUGGCUACGAAACUGCAAGGAGACUACCGCUCGGGGAAGAGAAUCAACAUGAAGAAGGUGAUUCCGUAUAUUGCGAGCGGGUUCAAGCGGGAUAAGAUCUGGCUGAGAAGAACCCGCCCUGAUAAACGCAAAUACCAAGUGGUUCUAGCGAUAGAUGACUCGAGAAGCAUGUCUGAGGCGCGGUGCGGGCAUCUGGCUCUCGAAGCAAUGGCCACGAUUUGCCGAGCGAUGUCGACGAUCGAGGUUGGGGAGAUCGGGGUCGUUGCUUUCGGCGAGCCGGGUAACGUGCGCAUGCUGCACGAACUAGACCGGCCGUUCUCCCCCGAAGCAGCUGUGCAGGUCAUCUCGCAGUUUUCCUUCAAGCAGGACAACACGAUUGCGGAUGAGCCGAUGGUUGAGCUGUUGAGGUUCCUGUCCGGGGCGCUGGAUUCAGCUGCGAUGAGGUAUUCUGCGAGUGCUGGCAUGGGAGGAGGCGGGCAUCUGGAGCAGCUGGUGCUGAUCGUGGCGGACGGAAGGUUCCAUGAGAAGGAAACGCUAAGGCGCACAGUGCGGCAUGCCAUGGGCAAGGGGCAGCUGCUGGCAUUCAUUCUGCUCGACAGCCCUUCUGAGUCCAUCCUUGACAUGCAGUCCGUGUCCUUCUCAGACGGGGUCCCAGCCUUCUCAAGCUACCUGGACUCCUUCCCCUUCCCCUACUACAUCCUCCUGAGGGACAUCCACGCACUCCCUCGGACACUCGCAGGCCUGCUCAGACAGUGGCUUGAGUUCGCUAGAAGCAGAGGGCACUCAUCACCUUCACAUUCGCCUAGGAUUGCCCUCGCGGCGGCCUUAUUCCGUUUUCCCGUCGCGCUCUCUCUAUCCGCUCCCUUCCCGUCGCCCUCUCUCUCCCCCCUCCCUUCCCGUCGCGCUCUAACUCUCCGCUCCCUUCCCGUCGCCCUCUCUCUCCCCCCUCCCUUCCCGUCGCGCUCUCACUCUCUCCUCCCUUCCCGUCGCCCUCUCUCUCGCCCCUCCCUUCCAGUCGCGCUCUCUCUCUCCGCGCCCUUCCCGUCGCCCUCUCUCUCGCCCCUCCCUCCCCGUCGCGCUCUCUCUAUCCGUGCCCUUCCCGUCGCCUCCCUUCCUGUCGCGCUCUCUCUCUCCGCUCCCCGUCGCCCUCUCUCUCGCCCCUCCCUUCCAGUCUCGCUCUCUCUCUCCGCGCCCUUCCCAUCGCCCUCUCUCUCGCCCCUCCCUUCCCGUCGCGCUCUCUCGAUCCGCGCCCUUCCCGUCGCCUCCCUUCCCAUCGCGCUCUCUCUCUCUCCGCUCCCUUCCCGUCGCCUUCUCUCUCUCCCUUCCCACUGUCAGAGGUCCACUGGAGAUCCCCGAUGA